AUGUUGUGGCCCAAGAUAGUUUGCUUUGCUCUGCUCGGUCUGGCCUUUGGCCAACUCCAUCAGGUGGUCAGCACGGAAACCGUUUCCGUGUGUCCCACUAACUUCAGCCGGGUGGCGGACAAGUGUCUCCUGGCGGACAACAGCUGGAAGAACUGGUACGAGUCUGAUCGCCACUGUCGCUCCCUGAACGCCGGACUGCUCAGCAUCAAGAACCAGACGGAGCUGAAGGCGAUCCAGGAGUGGCUUCCGGUGGCGGAGCCCUACCAACUGGAAUUCUGGACAGCCGGCAAUAAACUGGGCGAAGUAAAAACCCUGAUCGACUACUACUGGCAGAGCACCGGGGAGCAGGCUCGCUAUCUUCCCUGGAACCAGGGUCAGCCCACUCCAGCCAGCGGGGAUUGCCUUACUUUGUACGCCAACUACAGUAUGGAAACUGGAGAAUUUGUGAUGGAGAAGCACCUCCUGACCGUGAAGAACUGCACCCAGUGGGCGCCCCACAUCUGCCAGGCGCCACUGCAGCAGUUCACCACCCAGCUCUGCCUCAAUCCCAGCGCCGUAUACGAAGCCAAAGUACCAGUUUAAUUUAAAUACUUAGAAAAUAAUAAAUAGACUUGCAUUUAAUAAUUUGGUAAUAUUUGAAAUUCAUCAAAAAUUGCUAGUAAAAAGUGUUUAGUAAUUCGUAUCUGUAAAGAUAUUUCUGUCAUUGAUACAUCAAUAAAUAAUUUUCUAAAGAGCCCUAA
Molecule: messenger RNA, 740 nt
Organism: Drosophila serrata
Lineage: Eukaryota; Metazoa; Arthropoda; Insecta; Diptera; Drosophilidae
Product: C-type lectin 37Da-like
Source: RefSeq, a predicted model, not a curated record